Fusarium subglutinans is the source of this 2346-nucleotide messenger RNA. RefSeq lists its product as uncharacterized. NCBI's taxonomy places the organism in Eukaryota, Fungi, Ascomycota, Sordariomycetes, Hypocreales, Nectriaceae. The coding region runs from base 1 to 2346 and encodes 781 amino acids. The transcript has 2 exons. The record is from RefSeq and is a predicted model, not a curated record.
AUGAAUCCUUGUGCGCCAACAUUUAUCCCGGUUGACCCUUCGGAAGAUGAGUUCUCUUCUGACGAAGAUGAGUCUUCUACUCCGUCUUCCAUGGAAGUACGACAUCCAGAGCAAGAUGUACGCUCGCCUCGAGCACGGCCCCGUGGUAGAACGAUUCCUUCCAUCACCAUCGACCCCGAAGGAUACGACUCCAUGUUCCCUGCUCUUGGAUCUGUAAACCAGGUUGACCCUCUCAAGAUUCGGAGUCCAAAAAUGAAACAGAAGCAACGAAGCAGGUGCCGUAGGCCCAGAGGCAAAGACGACCGGGGCCUGUCCUCAGAAUUGGUCAAUGAUGAACAGUUGAGCAUAGAGCAUCAGUUCUCGCAGUGCGCUGAUGAUGAGGAAGAGACUAGUAAACAGCCUCCCCUGGAAUAUCUGAAACCGACAGUUUACACUCCGAGGAAGUCACUCGAAUUCCUCAAACCAGACGUUUAUACACCUCCAGCCUCAUCUCACAACUCUACCAGUCGUCCUAAAACCAGGGGAAGCAUGCGGCCGGCCAUCUCCAGAGCCAGAACCAGGUCUCCUAGGCGGGCAUGGAGGCCCCCAACUCCCCAUCCAGACGGUAGACCACGAGGCUCCAGAUUACGACGUACACCUGCUCCAGACCAGAGAUUUAUGUCAUCAGCAGGAUAUCCGGUUCCUCUGGUUUCCCCAAAUCCCACUUACAGCCACUUUCCAUCAGAACCUCCCCAUCCAAUGAUGCAUCAUCCGAUCAACUAUGCGCCACGUAUGGGGCCAUCUCUGGUACCGCCUAUGAUGCCAUUCUCGCCUCUAGCAUGGCCUCUUGCCCCAGUCCCGUGGUCGGCCCAUUUGGCUCUACCAGAGGUUGUGAUGGACUAUCCGGAGGACUAUGAUAGCCAUUAUGAACAAAUGGAUUGGCCUUCAUUUGAGGGAGACAGUGGGAUGUAUUAUGCGCCGCAGCCGGCAGCAAAUCUGCCGCCACAACAUUUCGUCUAUUAUCAGCCCCAUAGUCAAUACCGAAUGCAUUUGCAACCUCCAGAAAGGUCUGGAUUCCAUCCAACUUCCCGGGGCAGUGAUUCACAGAGUGAGUCGAGGAGUCAGCCCUCAAGAAGUCAGCAUGAGCAAAAGGCCAGUACUUCUAGUUCCGCCAAGGCAAGCAACUCUAGCUCUGGCGCAGCUACCAAUGUGUCUGAUACUACAACCCCUUUGAGAACCCAGUUCGAUAUGAUCAAAGAUCAAAGUGGAGGGGCACAGCUGAGGUCAAAGCACAACAAUGCCGUUUGCAGUGACGACUCGACACAAGAGGAUGUCAAGAAAGAGCUUCGCAAGGCGGCUGACUAUAGUAAGAUCAAAGGGUUCAUCCCAACUCGGCAGGCACAAAAUUCACACGAUUCUCCUCGCGUUGGGAGAGGUGCGAAGAUCAACCUUAAGCGAGAGACCACACCCCAAGAGGAGAACAAAGCUCAAGAGACUCAUAGACUGGUCGAUCCGCUCCAGAAUGCACCCAGAGGUCCAUCUUCCGCCCGCCAACUUCCUCAGACGUUCAGUUCUACCUUGAAACAGACUUUCAAUCUGAAUGGGUCUGAAUCGGGUUCAUGGUCUCAAUCCAAAAGAUGGACAAGCUUUGCUACAAAGGAACGGCAGGCAUUUCAGAAGAUGAUGGCCAAUCUGCGCUACAUGAGCGCCGACCAGUCUCCAUUUGUUCCUCAGAGCCCAGUAGAGCUGACAGCUUUCAAAGCAAACCUGGCAGAAUCAAAGACGAGGAAGCUCGAUCAAGAGGUUAAGCAACGUCUGGCAAGGACGAAUGCGAGCGUCGAUGAAGGCGCGGAGACUCAAGUCCAACCUGUUGUGGAGUUCCUCCGUGGGAAGAAAUUUGAUGAUGGUCUUUCCCCCGUGUUCGCAGCUAGCAAUUGCUUCAGCACAUCACAGAACCAGCCGCCGUAUGGAGCUGGAUGGCCAACCCUCGCCGAACUCAAGGAAGAGGGAGACAAACGCUCGAGUCGACAGGGUCGGUGCCUGCCUCUACCAAAGCUGGAUCUCGUUUCGCACACAUUAUGGUCGGAAACAUCUGGGGCUUGCAGCUCUGACGGGGCAGUCCGUAACGAUAAGAGAACUGUUCAAGUCGGAUCCCACUAUCUCUGUCCUGUGACGCCAGAGGAGCCUUCUAUUGCGCCACCGAUCGAGCUGCAGCCAGAAGAACUCCCUUUUAUUCUUGCUGAACUACUUCAAUCCAUCGAUGCAGCCGAAGAUGAUGCGGAAUGGACGGAAGAGAACAACGAGAAGAUGAUUGGACAGGACCAUGAAGAGAAGGCCAAGGAAAAAGGAAAAGGAGCAAAAGAUUGA